ACCAUACUAGGCUUCUCACCUCUCACUUGAAGAAUCUGAUUUGUUUGAGAGUUGCUGUGACAGAUUCAGCCAUAAUCAAAAUGGGUUUUCACUUCCUUGCAAUGGUUGUGGUUUCGUCUUUGGUUUCCUCAAUUGCAUCUGCCUCAGACCCAAGUCCCCUGCAGGACUUCUGUGUUGCUUUUAAUGACACCAAGGAUGCUGUUUUUGUGAAUGGGAAGUUCUGCAAGAAUCCAAAGUUGGCUGUGGCCAAUGAUUUUUCCUUCUCUGGGCUCCUGGUCCCUAGAAACACAUCAAAUGCAGUUGGGUCUACUGUCACUAUGGUAAAUGCGGAUAACUUACCAGGACUUAACACUCUUGGUGUCUCCGUAGCUCGCAUUGAAUUUGCUCCCAAUGGUGGGGUGAACCCACCCCACUUUCACCCUCGUGCCACUGAGCUCCUCCAAGUCUUGGAGGGCACCCUUCUUGUUGGAUUUGUCACCUCCAACCCCGACAAUCGUCUGUUCUCCAAAGUCUUACACAAGGGUGAUGCUUUUGUGUUCCCAAUGGGCACCAUUCACUUCCAGCUCAAUUUAGCAAAGACCAGUGCUGUUGCCUUGGCUACUUUUGGCAGCCAGAAUGCAGGGCUCGUUACCAUAGCAGAUGCAGUUUUUGGGUCAAACCCGCGCAUAUAUCCUUUUUUUCUUGCAAGGGCCUUCCAACUGGAGAAGAAGGUGGUUGAGUAUCUUCAAGCACGGUUCUAAUAUAACAUGAAAGAGCUUCAGAAGUUAUGAACACCAUUUACAAAGAACUCUGAAAUUUUUUUUUACCAGGCCUAGAUUUGGCAUCUCUCAUACUAUGCUGGUUUUGUUAUGUAUGUUUUUUUCUUUAUUGUUAUAUCACAGAACUAUAAAAUAAUGAAGUUUGUUAUCAA
Messenger RNA from Malania oleifera, 910 nucleotides. RefSeq names its product germin-like protein subfamily 1 member 7. Gene Ontology annotation, molecular function: manganese ion binding. Lineage: Eukaryota; Viridiplantae; Streptophyta; Magnoliopsida; Santalales; Ximeniaceae. The record is from RefSeq and is a predicted model, not a curated record. Gene Ontology annotation, cellular component: cell wall. The coding region runs from base 81 to 740 and encodes 219 amino acids. The transcript has 2 exons.